GGAAAAAUGUGAACCUUUCAACAUUUGUUUGGGGGGGGGGGGGUCGUACGACCUUCCCGACCACCCCCACAACUUGCAUACACCCAUGAGUUCGAUCGUGCUUGAGGUUUUUGGCCAUGAUUUUUCUUUCCAGAUAAUUUAUGCCUUGAGUGCCUGAUAAAAUUUGGUCCUGAUAUCAUCGGUUGUAUCCUUUCCAAAAGCCUGUUUUCUUCUGUAUUGUUUACUAGGCCAUUUCAGAAAUAAAUUACGGGUGAGCUCAUAAAUAUUCUUCGAAUAUCGUUUGAAAAACAUAUGCCAGCUUGUCGUGGUGAAAGUUUUCGCUCAUCACAAGUGCGUGACGAAGCGGUUUAUGCGAAUUCCAAACAAUGCAAGUUAAGUUUGGCACCACAAUAAACAAAAUAAUAAUACAAAAGCCAGUACUGUACUGAUCUGAAGUCACAGUGUGGUAUUUCUGGCGUCACUGGAAACAAUCGUUUAGAUUUCUUUCAACUAGCUAGAUCCUCAAUGCUAGAAGCAACACUAUCUGGCUUUUCUAUGGUUCAGUAGUCUUUGAGAUAGGCCUAGGUCAAACACACCCUACCAGGUUUGAAUUUAACACGUUCAAACCACUUUCAUCGCUUUCGAAAUCAUGGAAAGGACAAAAUUAAUGAGCAAAUACAAACAAGUUGGUAUCAUUAUUGGAUUAUUCAUUAAUGCAGUAUUGGCAUCGGCAGUACUUCGUGUCAUAUUCGGCAUUUUUCAGCCAAUUCUUAUUGACAAUUUCGAAAAUGAUUCGGUGACAAUGGUCGGAACUCUAACGAUAUCUGUGAACGAAAUAUGCGGUAUUGUAGGUGGUGUGAUCGUGGACAAAAUUGGAAAGUCGAGAGCUAUGUUCAUUGGAGGAAUUUUGUGUUUUCUGGGCUUUUUCAUUUCAGCCUUUUCUACGAACAUCUUCCAACUGGCGGUUGGUCAUGGUUUCUUAUUGCCAAUUGGCAUAAUUCUUGCUUACCACGCACGUAUGUUAUGUUUGAACGAGUUUUUCGGAAAUAGAUUCCUUCUAACAUCGAACUUGGUGACUUUAGGAAGCCCAGUAGGCGUGAUGAGUAGUCCAACUUUUGCCGAGAUUUUAAUUCUCUCUUAUGGUUUCCAAGGAGCAUAUCUUAUACUCUCUGGAAUAAUGUUCCACAUAUGUGUAUCGGCAACACUUUGCCGAACUAAGCAUGCAGAUAUAGGAAUACCAACUUAUAACCUCAUCAAUAAUUCAACAGCAGAAGCCGAAAUUCCAAAUGGUUUUUGUGAUACAUGGUUCACUACAGUUUCAGAGUCAAUCAAGUUCUAUGAAUUGAAGGAAACCGGCGGUUACUUCAGCUUCAUCAUUGGUUUUGCGCUAGCUCUGUCAGGAUACUUAACAUCAUUGAUUUAUUUGUCACCGUUUGCAAUCGAAGAAAAUUUUACACCAGAGGUUGCAGCAACUUUUGUUUCAGUUUUAGGUUUUUCUGAUCUCGUUGCAAGGCUAAUGAUCCUAUUUUGUGAUAUGUACUAUACAAUGGAAUGGGCGUUGAUUUCGUUAUUUUUAUACUCUUUAGGAGUAUGUAGUAUUUUAAGCAUACUUGUAUUUAUAUCGCCUACGAAAAUUGUAUUCAUCAUGUAUGCUUUUGGGACAGGCUUCGGAGGGGCUAUUCUAUUGCUUGGGUACCCUGUUAUUGUUCGUAACUUAUGCAAACACAGGAAUCUAGGAGUUGCGAUUGGUUGGGGUUUAACACUUCUUGGAUUGUGCUCACUGAUGGUCGGAUUUAUUUAUAGUUGGUUAUGUAGCUACUUCGGUAAUUAUCGGUUUGGGUUUCUAUGUGGUGCUAUUUUGUACGCAACUGCAUUGUUGAUAAUUUCCUCAUCAAGUUCAUUACGACAAAUGAAUUGUCUUUUGUUUCACUUGAAAACAUGGAUCAAUAGAAGCUUUACAUUAUGGCAGAGUGAAACUUACGAUGAGAAUGCAAUCAAACACUAGCAGGCCAGGAAGUGGUCUGGGGCACAGCACCCUGCCAGAAACUCAUCACCAGAAAGAACCUAGUAAUUUUGUAGCAAAACUCUACUUUGAAGAAGUGUUUUUACAGGAUGCGAGUGCUAUUACAAGGAAUCUCAAAUUUGCUCACUGUGGUGGGUGUGGACCCUCUGUCGUGGACCUGGCACACCUGAUUGAGGAAUCUCUGGAAAUGGCACUGUUUAUGGGGCAAAGGUUAAAACUCUUGCAUUAAGAAAGUGCAGGUCUGCCUCUAAUUAAAGACCUAGUAGAGACCAAAGCUGCAAAGGUCCAAAAGUGUCCUCUAAUUGGAGGGAGACAUAAAGUUUGCUGCUGUCAUAAUUUUGUGAAACAGUAUUACAAUAAAGUUUGUGAAAGUAGAGAAAAAAAAUAUUAAAUUAAUAUACUCAUAAAGACUGCUUUUAGAUAAAUAUUUUUAUUUAGGUGACCUGUUUAUGAAGUAUUUCAACGUUUAAAAUUGGUGAUCCU
Molecule: messenger RNA, 2485 nt
Organism: Anneissia japonica
Lineage: Eukaryota; Metazoa; Echinodermata; Crinoidea; Comatulida; Comatulidae
Product: monocarboxylate transporter 2-like
Exons: 5
Coding region: 629-1984 (451 amino acids)
Biological process (GO): transmembrane transport
Molecular function (GO): monocarboxylic acid transmembrane transporter activity
Source: RefSeq, a predicted model, not a curated record